This is a messenger RNA of Aspergillus aculeatus ATCC 16872, 1438 nucleotides long. RefSeq lists its product as uncharacterized. Gene Ontology annotation, molecular function: transmembrane transporter activity. The coding region runs from base 161 to 1264 and encodes 367 amino acids. NCBI's taxonomy places the organism in Eukaryota, Fungi, Ascomycota, Eurotiomycetes, Eurotiales, Aspergillaceae. The transcript is spliced from 6 exons. Gene Ontology annotation, cellular component: membrane. The record is from RefSeq and is a predicted model, not a curated record. Gene Ontology annotation, biological process: transmembrane transport.
GAAAGAAGAUCUGCACCUGAAGGGAGAUGAGUAUAGCUGGCUAGCAAGUAUGUUCUAUUUCGGAUACUUAGCGUUCGAAUAUCCAUCGAGUCUGGUGAUGCAGAAGCUUUCAGUGCCGAAAUGGCUCGCAGCGAAUAUGAUCAUUUGGGGUGGGAUUACAAUGGCUCUCGCAGCAUGCCAUGGGUUCCAGAGCUUUUUGGCCCUGCGGUUCCUGCUAGGAGGCUUGGAAUCGUGCUCCACUCCGGCCUACCUUCUGAUCACAGCUACUUGGUAUACGAUCGAAGAGCAACCCAUUAGGAUCGGGUGGUGGUCGACCUUUCUGGGCGUUGCCAAUUCCUUUGGUGGUCUGUUAGCGUUCCUGAUUGGGCAUAUCCACGGUUCUCUCGCGUCCUGGCAGUACCAGUUUAUCAUUCUUGGCGCAGUCUCGGUGGGAUGGGGAGCCUUCAUGAUGUUCACGCUGGCAGACGGGCCGUAUAAUGCUUCGUGGCUGAGCGAAGAAGAAAGGGAGGUUGUCGUCAGGCGCCUUGGUCCCGCCCAUUCGGGGGAGCCUGUGCACGAGAUCAAGCGGUAUCAGAUCUGGGAAGCACUGACUGACCCCAAGACAUGGCUGUUCUUUCUCUGCGGUGUGUGCACCCAGGUCGUGAACGGGGCCGCCAGCAACUUCGGUAGCCUGAUCAUCGAGGGAUUCGGGUACUCGAACCUCGUGACCACCCUCUUUCAGAUCCCGUACGGGAUGGUCAUUCUCGUCUCCAACGUCUCCGCGAUGUACCUGCAGCGCUGGCUGCCCGGCCAGAAACGCUGCCUCGUGGCUUGUCUCUACGUGUGUCCGGCCGUGGCAGGGGCUGUGGGACUGCAUACGAUAUCCAGGACGCACUUCAUGGCGUUGCUGGUGUGUUAUUGGUUGACGAGUACAUACACCGCCUCGUUCGCGAUGAUCAUGUCGCUCAUCACGGCCAACACGGCGGGCGCAACGAAGCGGUCGACAGUCAACGCCGUUUUUUUUAUCGCGUACUGCGUGGGCAACAUUGUGGGUCCGUUUAGCUUCAAGGGUACUGAGGCACCGGCGUAUACGUCGGGCAUUGUGACGAUGCUGGUGGCGUACUGUGUGGAGAUUGUCCUCCUACUUGUCUUUGCGGCUUACAUGGCGUGGCUCAACAAGCGUAGGGAUGCGGUCGUGGCUGCUGAGGGAGUGCGGUUGGAUAAUGCUGCGGAGCAGGUUGAUUCAACGGAUAAGGAGAAUGUGUACUUUCGGUACUCUUAUUAGCUGUAGGGUCAGAUUGUUCUUAUGGGCUUAGGAGAAUGGUCAUGUCUCGUUUGAGUGGGGUAUUUCUAUUGGGUUGGAGGAGCGUGCGUAUGAUUGAACUGUCAUGAUAUGCUUCUGUCGGUCGAAAUAGGCCGAACACGACAACACCUGUUUUCCGUAAUUGCUAUAGUGGAG